UCGGUUCCUAUCAAAGUUAUGAAAUACAAAUUGGAUGACCAGCUAAAAUCAAGUCAAUUAGGUUGGUUUUGAGAGCCCAAAUUUUCAAAUACAAUUGGGUCGUCCAAUUUCGGUUGAUAUCAGACAGUUUCUCUAACCAUAAAACCCAACACAACUUUCAGCCCAUUCAUUUCGCGGGAAUUUCACAAGAGGCGGUUACACUUCCAACGUUGAUCAUAUCAUUUCCUCAUUUCACAACGACGUCGUCAAAUUCAAUCGAAACAACAUCAAAACCAUCUGGUGAAUUAAAUUAAAAAGUUCAAAAAAAAAAAAAAAAAAAAAAAACUUCCACAAAAAACCACCAUUAACGUACUGACAAAUUUACCCACUUUCUCUCUCUUCUUCGAAAAGGGUUUUUGUAGGGGUUUUAUCUCUUCCAAUUUCAAUUAUCAAACCCAUCUCAUAAAAAAGUUUCCAACUUUGGGGCAGAAUUGAAAUGGGUUCUUUGAAUAAUGGGGAGGAGAGAGAAAGAGAGGUUGAAUUUGGUGAUGAAGAAGAUGAACCCAUUUUAAUGGAACAAUCUGAAAGGUUCUGUAUGUUUCCUGUUCGUUAUAAUCAACUUUGGGAGAUGUAUAAGAAAGCUGUUGCUAGUUUUUGGACUGCUGAGGAGGUUGAUCUCUCCUCUGACGUGCAGCAAUGGGACUCUUUAUCGGAUUCAGAGAGACAUUUUAUAACUCAUGUACUGGCCUUUUUUGCUGCGUCUGAUGGGAUUGUUUUGGAGAACCUUGCUGCAAGAUUUUUAAAUGAUGUAAAAAUUGCAGAGGCUCGAGCUUUCUAUGGAUUUCAAAUUGCAAUGGAGAAUAUACAUUCUGAGAUGUACAGUUUGUUGUUGGAGACAUAUAUUAGGGAUUCUAAAGAGAAGAACCACUUGUUCAAUGCCAUUGAGACAAUUCCAUGUAUAAAGAAGAAGGCAAACUGGGCUUUAAAUUGGAUUCAGAGUACAAAUUCUUUUGCAGAAAGAAUUGUUGCAUUUGCUUGUGUUGAAGGGAUCUUCUUUUCAGGAAGCUUUUGUGCCAUAUUUUGGCUUAAAAAGAGAGGCAUGAUGCCUGGUUUAACUUACUCGAACGAGCUUAUAUCAAGAGAUGAAGGCCUACACUGUGAUUUUGCCUGUCUUCUGUACAGUUUGCUGCAUAAGAAAUUGCAGCCAGAGACAGUUGAAAAGAUUGUGCAUGAAGCUGUUGAAAUUGAGACAGAGUUUGUAUGUGACGCACUUCCGUGUGAUUUGAUUGGCAUGAAUGCUGUGCUCAUGAGGCAGUACAUAAAAUUUGUUGCUGAUCGACUUCUGGUGUCAUUGGGGUGCCAAAAGAAAUACAAUGUGGCAAACCCUUUCGAUUGGAUGGAGUUCAUAUCACUAACGGGAAAGGCGAACUUCUUUGAGAGAAGGGUAGGUGAGUAUCAGAAGGCAUCUGUGAUGUCUAAUCUAAUGGAUGGUAACAAGAACUUUGUGUUCAAGCUGGAUGAAGAUUUUUAGUGUUGAUUCGUUUGAUAUUGGGAAAGAGUGAUCCAAUUUGUUUGGGUAUAUUCUUUUUUGUUUAUAGUAGUGGAACAUUUGCUGUAUGUUAGUCUGGAGUAGCCUUAUAUUAGAAGACAAGGUAUCUGUAUUUUUAUUUAUACUUUUUAGAUGUGUAAACCUUUUGAUAUAAAUAUGUUAUUUAUGUUUUACAAUACUAUUUGUAUAAUGAGUUUGGUAUGA
Chenopodium quinoa (quinoa) is the source of this 1732-nucleotide messenger RNA. Its product is annotated as ribonucleoside-diphosphate reductase small chain A-like. The transcript has 9 exons. Gene Ontology annotation, biological process: deoxyribonucleotide biosynthetic process. Gene Ontology annotation, molecular function: oxidoreductase activity. NCBI's taxonomy places the organism in Eukaryota, Viridiplantae, Streptophyta, Magnoliopsida, Caryophyllales, Amaranthaceae. The coding region runs from base 476 to 1510 and encodes 344 amino acids. The record is from RefSeq and is a predicted model, not a curated record.